AUGUCUCUGCAGGCUGAUUUUGACAGGGCCACAGAAGACGUGAGGAAGCUGAAAACCAGACCAGAGGAUGAGGAACUGAAAGAACUCUAUGGGCUUUACAAACAGGCUAUCAUUGGAGACAUUAACAUAGCAUGUCCAGUGAUGUUGGAUUUAAAGGGCAAGGCCAAGUGGGAAGCAUGGAGCCUCAAAAAAGGGCUGUCAAAGGAAGAUGCCAUGAGUGCCUACAUUUCUAAAGCAAAAGAGCUGAUUGAAAAAUAUGGAAUUUAG
This is a messenger RNA of Castor canadensis (American beaver), 267 nucleotides long. Lineage: Eukaryota; Metazoa; Chordata; Mammalia; Rodentia; Castoridae. The record is from RefSeq and is a predicted model, not a curated record.